This is a messenger RNA of Musca vetustissima, 2152 nucleotides long. It is a transcript of the gene Dbp73D, whose product is annotated as probable ATP-dependent RNA helicase Dbp73D. The coding region runs from base 20 to 2152 and encodes 710 amino acids. Lineage: Eukaryota; Metazoa; Arthropoda; Insecta; Diptera; Muscidae. Gene Ontology annotation, molecular function: nucleic acid binding; ATP binding. The transcript has 5 exons. The record is from RefSeq and is a predicted model, not a curated record. Gene Ontology annotation, cellular component: nucleus.
GCUCGUUGAGGAAAUAAAAAUGGAAUUAUUUGCAGUAAAUCGAUAUGAAGUGGAAUUGGAUAAAAAGCAAAGUAAUGAAGAUGAAAUCUUGCAAAAACUUUUGAAAAAAGUCGAGAAAAGAAAACGUAAACAUUCGGAGACGGAGAAAAAGAAACCAAAACAGGUGGAAGAGGAAGAGAAUGUAGAGAAUGAUGUGACACCCAAGGAAGUUAGUUAUGAAUCUGGGCCACAAUUGGAAGAGGAUAUUAUUAAUGCCGGCAGUUAUGAUAAAGAGGAGUUAGAGGCAGACGAUACUACAACCGCCUUUGAGGUUUUGGGGGAAGAUGUAAAUGCCAAUAGGCGAAAAGAAGUUCAGGCUGUGUUGCCAGCAUGGUUGGCUCAUCCGAAUAUCAUAUCAACAAGUGUUGCGGCCACAUCGGAUACAAGUGAUGAUAGCCUGGCGGAGUGUACAUAUCUAUCACCACAAAUUCGUGGUGCCCUCAAGGAAAUGAAAAUCACUCGCCUGUUUCCUGUACAAACAGCUGUGGUGCCCUGGAUUUUAGAUGCUCAUACAAAACCGGCACCAUUUCGGCCACGUGAUGUGUGUGUUUCAGCACCCACGGGUAGUGGUAAAACAUUGGCUUUUGCCAUACCGGUCGUACAAAUUCUGGCCCAACGUACCGAACGUAAAAUCAGAGCCUUAGUUAUAUUACCCGUAGCCGAAUUGGCCCUACAGGUCUAUAAAGUAUUUAAGAAAUUGUGUGAGAAGACGGAUCUCAGUGUUUGUCUGCUAUCGAAUCACACACCCUUCGCGGUGGAAAAAGAAAAACUUGUUGAGAACUAUAAGGGACGGUGGUAUUCCAAGGUGGAUAUUGUGGUAACAACACCUGGUCGUCUGGUGGAACAUUUGCAUGGCACUGAGGGUUUCUGCUUGAAAAAUCUUAAAUUCCUGAUCAUCGAUGAGGCAGAUCGUAUUAUGGAUGCUGUCUUUCAAAAUUGGCUUUAUCAUUUAGAUGCCCAUGUACGCGCCACAUCCGAUCAAUUACUCUCCGGACAGUCGGCACCAUUGUGUUAUAAUGAAUUGGAACUGGCAUAUGAUAGGCAGCCACAUAAAUUAUUAUUCUCCGCCACAUUGUCACAGGAUCCGGAAAAGCUACAAAAUCUAAGACUCUUCCAGCCGAUUUUGUUUACAUCGGUUUUGGAUAAUCUGAAGGAAUUGCAAGACAAGUAUGCCGAACAGGUACUGAAUAAACCCAAGAGUGGUGAAUUUAUUGGUAAAUACACCACACCGGCUGAACUGACGGAGAAAUUCUGUCUGACACAAACCAAUUUGAAACCGUUGACCUUGUAUGCCUUGAUCAAGGAGCAUAAAUGGCAAAAGUUUUUGGUAUUCACAAAUAGCGUGGAGGCAUGUGAGAGAUUGGCUUUUGUAAUGUUUAAAUUAUUUGCUGGUGAUGAGGAUAUACAAUUGGGUGAACUGAAUAGUCAACACAAGAACCGUACAGCGAUCUUAUCAAAAUUUUUAAGAGGUCGAUUAAAUGGUUUGAUAUGUUCCGAUGCCGUGGCCAGAGGUAUAGAUAUUCCCGAUGUAGAUGUAGUUAUAUCUUAUGAUCCACCACGUCACAUUAAAACCUAUAUACAUCGUAUUGGUCGUACGGCACGUGCCGGUAAACAAGGUACGGCCAUCACACUGGUAUCCCAGCCUGAGCAUAACAAAUUCAAUAAACUCCUCAGCGAAGUGGGUAAAGUGGUGACAGCCGAAAUCGAAACUUCCACCGCCAUUGAAGAAGCCAAUGCCAAGAAAUAUCACACCAUCUUGGAGAGUUUGCGUGAAAAAUUGAUACGUGACAAACGUAAGAAGAUUUUGGAAAUAAAUCGUGCCCGAGAAAUGUACGAAUUGAAAUCGCAAGAUGUCACCAAGCUAACACCAAUGGAAAAACUGCAAAUGGAGGCCACAUUGAAAAUACACGACACUACCAAAAUCGAAAAGGAUGAUGGUAUUACGAGGAAGACUAUUAAAAAUCUAAAUAGAAAACUGAAAAAGAAGGCCAAGGAAAAUGAAAAAAAGGCACAAAAUGCGGACAACGGCAAGGAUGUGAAACAGAAUAACACGAAAUCCAAAUUGACAAAAACAAAUAAAUUUAAACAAAAGACGCAACAAAAGAAAGAAUAA